AUGGGCCCAGCAUAUGUUGUAGUGGAUAGCUGUGGGCUCCCUACCUAUGUGAUAUGUAACUCUAGAGUGGGCCCUUGGGUGUCUGGAUGGAGGAGAAUUUUAUGUAAGGAUGGGCCUAUAGUACAGCAGAAUGGCCAUCUGUCGAGACUGUGGGGUGGGCCCGUGGAAUUCAGAUUGUCCGCCGGUAUAGCAGACGAGCGAGGAACGAAUUGCCAGAACUUCGGCAAGUGUUCGUCGAAAAGUGGAAAUGGCGAGCAAAUCCAGCGCGAUGAUCAUAAAAAUGCGCUUCAUCGGCGGCAUUGCCCGGCGAAUGUACAUUACCCGCCGGGUCAAUCCAAUUUCUGGCACACCGGGCGGUACCUCGAUGGUGUGUCAGGCCCACAACAUUCCAGCACGGGAGCAGGCCCGCUAUCGGUGGGCGCCCUAGUACGGUGGGCCCGGAUCAGGCUCUGGGCUUCGAAUGGGCCCAAUGGUAACAUGAAAGCAACAGUAGUGGGCCCACAUAAAGAAAUACAGAAUAGCGGAGGGAGCCCGCUGAAUCUGCCGGAGGCGCAUAUGGGCCCGAUGAAGCUGCUAUUCGACCCUAAAGGGUUUCUGGACCAGGCUCAAGGCUCAGAGAAGAGGAAAUAUGAUAGAAAACUACUGAAGACUCUGACUCCUACUGGUAACUGGUGAAAAGAUAACUUGCUUAUGUAAGCUACAAAAGUGCCAACAUAAGGUAAGGUAAAAACAGUCUCUACAAGCCCAGCCAGAAAUGAAUCCCUACAUCUCAUGGGAACUUUGAAUCAUGACUGUCCCCAGUCAUCUACCUAUGCAAA
This is a messenger RNA of Suillus plorans, 818 nucleotides long. RefSeq lists its product as uncharacterized. The transcript is spliced from 6 exons. NCBI's taxonomy places the organism in Eukaryota, Fungi, Basidiomycota, Agaricomycetes, Boletales, Suillaceae. The record is from RefSeq and is a predicted model, not a curated record. Bases 1 to 675 code for a protein of 224 amino acids.